Molecule: messenger RNA, 3942 nt
Organism: Ostrinia nubilalis (European corn borer)
Lineage: Eukaryota; Metazoa; Arthropoda; Insecta; Lepidoptera; Crambidae
Product: mucin-2-like
Exons: 11
Coding region: 174-2852 (892 amino acids)
Source: RefSeq, a predicted model, not a curated record
CCGGCAACGUCGCCAGCGGUGUCAGCCACCCCGGUUCGUCUCCCCUCCAGUCCCACGCUCGCCUCUCUCGCACCAACACCGGCGAUCCUCGCUUGCGCAACGGUUCAAAACCGAAAGCCAGCAGCCCGACCCCGCCGGGCCCCUCCGCCGCCGCCGCCGCGCCCGCCGCCAUCAUGCUCGCCAGGAUAGCGCUAUGUUUACUGGUCUGCGCAGUCUACCGGACAAAUGCCGACGUAGAUAUCAUCACAGAGCCGAGACAAGGGCAAGAAUAUGUUUUAGUUAGUUCAGGACAACAAACUCCAAUCAGGAACUUUGAAACAUCACACAAAAUACCAGAGAAACAUCCACACCAUCGCAUCCUCAAACCUGACGAUGAAAAGAUCACAAAGAAGACGCAUAGUUCCAAAAUUAGACAUCCUUCCGAGGGAAUCAUUUCAAUCGAAGAAGACAAAAAAGCAAUUUAUAAAAAGGGACAAAAACUUAAGGCAGCUGAAUCGAUCGAGGUCGAUGUUCCUGUAUCUAAGCUCGAGGACAUUAAGAUAAAGGAGUACUCGAAGAAUGUCGAGACCAAUCCAAAAAUGGCAGUUGCCCUUGAGGCUAUGUCUGAAUCCGGGAAACUGACCAGUGAAUCAGGCACGACAACCCAGAAACCGGUCCUGACUACUGCCCCACCCGCAACCACAAAAGCCUUCGAUUACAUUCCAAUCAAUUUCGACACGAUUGAUGACAUCAACAGCGGUCUUUUGUCGUCUAACGUACAACUGGAAACUGCCGGAUCCGAGCAAAAACAACACUCGCGCAUCCAAAUCAAGAAAGGACCUAACGGUCAAGACUAUGAGUACGAAUACAUCUAUUAUUACUACGACGAGGAAGAAGGCGGCGCUAAAAAAGAGGGCAAGGACAAGACUCCUUCGAGCACAGCUGCCUCUGUGCACAAUUCUCACGAUGGCCCGGUGAAAGUGGACUUAGAAAACCAAAUCGCCAAGGAGAACAAACAAAGUAGAAACAAAUACAGCACCAUUGAUAGGUCUAGUGCUACUACAGCGGCCACCCCCGAGACACAGAAUGAAAUCCUUCCUGCUACAAGCAGAGGUCGUCAGCGAGGACGCAACCUCACCCCAGCGCCCGUUGAGGAGGAAAUUGAAGAAGACAGAUUGCCAUCAAGCACUCGCUUCCCUCCGCGCGGCCGCAACCUAGCUACUGCCACUACUACCACAUCCGCGCCUGAAGUGUCAGAAGCGCCCAAACAGCGAGGUCGUCCCCAGAUCGACAAUGUCGCCGACGAAUCCUCCGGUCAAACCAGGAGCAGAACCCGUGCCCACAUCAGACGCCCAAGUUCCGAAUUGGUAGACUUAGAUAGCUUCAAGACUCACUCAGGAGAUAUCCCAUCGCCAUCGCAGUACAAGGAGCCCCCAUCGAGAUACUCAUCAGAAUCAAAGACAACCACCGAAGUUCCAGAAUCUGAAGAAGUAUCAGACUCUAAGGAGUCAGCUAGAGAUGGCCAUAGUUUGUCGUCGGGCUUUAAAUUCCAGGAAGUCGAGGAUGACUCGAAAUUGCCGUCUGAUUACAAGCAGACGACAACGUACGAGCAGGACACGACGGAGUACACAACGAUGACAGCUAUGGAGAAGGUUGCCUUAGAUUUGUACGCAUAUUUGGCGGGUGAGAAUCUGAACAAUGAGAUCAGCCCGAGCAGUGAUUUGAUGAGCUUCGAUGGCACAACCACGGUGGAUGAUGAGUCGUGGACGACGGAGUCUAUGAGCACGACGGAGGAGGCCACGACGCCGACCACCACAACCACUACCACGACGACCACGACCACGACGACGACGACGACGCCCGCUCCCACCACCACCACCACAGCGGCGCCGUCGACGCGCCCGUCGCGCUUCAAGGGCCGCCCUGGAGCCCGCGCCCGCGUCUCCACCACCACCGCCGCCGCCACAGAAGCGCCGCAAGAGACCUCCACGAGAACUAGAGGUCGCUUCAGCAAGCCGGGCGUGCGCAAGAGCAGUACCACAGCCAGCCCGGCCGCCGAGGCCACUCCCUCGCCCGCCGCCGAGAAACCAGCUUCCCAACCUAAGCAGGCCUUCGGUCGCCGUGGUUUGUACGGCGCUCGCCCUCGGCCCAGCUCCACCACAGCCGCGCCCUCGGAGGACGGUGCCGCCCCCAGCGAAGCACCAGCACCUAGGAAUCGCCUCCGCCCCACGUUGAGGAGGACCACGACCACCACAACCGGAGCCCCUUCGGAGGACGAGCCCUCUCCCAACGCCGGCUCGGAGGAAGUCGCCGAGACUACGCCCACUCCAUCCAGAACUGCUGGACGCCCCAGGCCCCUGAGGCCCGCGUCUCUGCGCCCCGGGGCCCGGCUGAACCUGCGCCCCGCCCCACGCGUGAAGGUCGGGGCCCCUGCCACGGAGGCCGCAUCCGAGUCCCCCGCGGAGACCUCGGCCCCUGACGCCCCUUCCACUGAUGCUGAUGCUGAGGGAUCAUCGCCAACUCCCGCCCCUGAGAACCCAAGGCUGCGUCUGCGCAACAGGCUGCAGGUGUCGCCCUCUCCCAAGCCGAAGGUGGCCGCCGCCCCUCCCGCUCGCCGUCCCAACCCCUUGCUGAAGAGGAAACUACCGUCUACUGAGGCAACCACAGAAGCCGCGAAGAAAGCAUCGACUGAGACGACUGAAGAGAGCACCAGUGCUGAGAAGAGUGAGACGGAGACUGAGCCCCAACCGGCCGAGACGACGCCAGCGCCGCCCUUGCGGGGACUGGACGCACUAUUCGCGAGGAGGCGCGCGGCGGGGGGCAUCGGGGCCCGCCCCGCGCGCCCAGCCAGGGGCGCCCGCUACCCCAAAUAAAUAUUAACCCCCAAUAUAACUGGUAAACACUCAAUGACUUGGUGUACCGCUCAUAGACAUUUCCUAUCCAAUUAAAGUUCAAUUUUUAAAUUUUAUUUAGUCAAGCAAUAUGAAUAAGCUUUGAUGACGACGAACGAUUUUUUUUCUGGUCAAACUGUAUGUCCUGAAAUAAAAAUAACACUAGCUAGGCUUUAUUUAAAUGCCUACAGGAACUGAAAUGGUUAGAUUUCUUUGCCAUCAUAUCACCAAACAUUAAGUAUUUUUUUAACUGAACAGUUUGUGAACGGUAUACUAUGAUCAUUACUUUAGUCAAUUUACUCCCCAAAUUGUCUAGACUAGUAUUUCAUCUGCUAUCUAUAUUUGUCAUUUUCAAUAGUUUACAGUAUCUGUAAUUAAUUAGGUACCUACUUCUGUAAGUUUUAUUUUUCCAUAUUUUACGUCUUUUCGUUUAGUGGUGUCCUAUAACUAUUUGAUGACUUUUUAUACUCUCUGACUUUAAAUUUAUAUUAAUGUACAUAUUAGUAGUUAAUAAUACUUGUUACAAUUGCGUUUUUGAGAUUCGUUUCCAAAAGCCGAUUUUAAUCAUUGUUUCUCAUGACACUUCAAAUCUAUUUCACCAAAGUUUCAGUACGUACGUGUAACAUCGACACACAUCGAGUGUCCAUUAAAUUUAUAGGUAAAACGUAAAAAUGUAUUAUACUAAGUGCUUUACUAGAGCUUCAGUUAUGUCCUUUCAAGUUAUCUUCAGCAAAGUUCGGCGUUAGAAUCUCAAUUUCAACCUGAAGUCACCAAAAUAACUUAGAAUUUCAAAAAAUUUGCCUGGCAUUUGGUCAUUCGGCCUUACAUUAAGUUUACUUUUAAGUAGAUAUUUGGUAAUGUUUAGGUAUGUAUGGAUUAAAAAUUAUACUCAUUAUUUCUCUAUUUAUUCUGUUAAGAGGAACUUGUAGGGCCAAGUGAGGGAGACGUUUCUUUAGUUCCAUCACCGACCAACGAUAGGACUGUCCAGCCGAAGCACUGAAUGCAAGUGCCAUCGUGAUAUGUGUUGUAUCUUUCGUAAGUGUGAUAAUAAAUAUAAUAUUAAGAUAAUAAA